This is a messenger RNA of Topomyia yanbarensis, 1695 nucleotides long. RefSeq names its product surfeit locus protein 4 homolog (gene Surf4). Gene Ontology annotation, cellular component: endoplasmic reticulum-Golgi intermediate compartment; membrane; endoplasmic reticulum. The coding region runs from base 311 to 1123 and encodes 270 amino acids. The record is from RefSeq and is a predicted model, not a curated record. The transcript has 4 exons. NCBI's taxonomy places the organism in Eukaryota, Metazoa, Arthropoda, Insecta, Diptera, Culicidae. Gene Ontology annotation, biological process: Golgi organization.
AACUACAAUAAUUACACAUCAACAGCUCGCCUCAGCUCGUGAACGACGGCCGUGUCGCUCUUUCGUCCGUUUCGUUUGCUUCCACGCACUGCUGCUAUCUACAGGGUAUAUAUAAAUUAACCAGCAGAAGAAGCAAUCAAAGGGAGCUUUGAAGGAGAAAGUUGUUCCAGCUCUGCGACGGAUUUGAUCCCCGUAAUUUCACGUGCGAUUGUGCGAGAGCUCCGAACUGGGACCGGUAGCUGCAGAGGGCUACCAUCGGCGAUUGUGAAUCGAACCUGAUCCAUCAGCGGGUGGGGAGAAAGAAGGAAUCAUGGCUAUACCGAACCAAUAUCUGGAGAAGACGGAGGAUGUAGCGGAUCAGGUUAUCCGCAAAGGUAAGCACGUCCUGCCACACGUUGCCCGGCUCUGUCUGAUAGCGACCUUUCUCGAGGACGGCAUCCGAAUGUGGGUCCAGUGGAAUGAACAGCGCGAGUACAUGGACAUGAGCUGGGGUUGCGGCAAAUUUCUGGCCACCGUGUUUGUGCUGACCAAUCUGAUCGGGCAAAUUGGCGGGUGUGUUAUGGUUCUCGGUCGGCUGAAGGUUACCAUCGCAUGCGGGAUUCUGUUCUUUAUCGUCGUUCUACAGACCAUAGCUUACUCGAUCCUCUGGGACAUUCAGUUUCUGCUGCGCAAUCUCGCUCUCAUCGGUGCCCUGCUGUUGGUCCUGGCGGAAUCCCGUGGCGAAGCACGCAGCCUAUUUGCCGGCGUUCCGUCGCUGGGCGAGAACAAACCGAAAAACUUUAUGCAACUUGCCGGUCGGGUUCUGUUAGCGUUCAUGUUUAUCACGUUGCUUCGCUUUGAGUUAAGCUUCCUGCAGAUUCUACAGGACAUUCUCGGUUCGAUCCUGAUGGUCCUGGUGACGAUCGGCUACAAGACGAAACUGUCCGCACUGAUUCUGGUGGCACUGCUGACGGUGCUGAAUCUGUAUCACAACGCCUGGUGGACCAUUCCGGCCUACAAACCGCUGCGGGAUUUUUUGAAGUACGAUUUCUUCCAGACGCUCUCGGUUAUCGGUGGCCUGCUGAUGAUUGUCUCGCUCGGACCCGGUGGGGUUUCGAUGGAUGAGCAUAAAAAGAAGUGGUAAAAUCGAACAUCGUUGAUAUUGGGUUGUCGUAAAAAGCGCGCGUACGAGAGAAAGAGAAAAAAAAUGAGGGAAAACACUAUGAUUUGAUAGGAUUUUUUUUAAUAUAAAAUAUUUUUAAAAAACUGUUCAACUCGUCCCACGGUGGCGCGACGGAGGAGCCUUUAAAGAACUCACCAUCAUUCAGGAACCACUACUUUGAAAGACAUACCGAUUCAGAGGGGGUAACAAACAUCCAUCGACAUGUGAUACGAUUGUGAGAGAUAGACGAUGAUAAAAAAAAGUGAAACACUUCCUUCCCCAGCGGGGACAGCGUGAACACAAGCGGUCAGAAUGAUUAGGGCGUGACUGCUGCCCAUAUUCCGAGACAACUUUAUGUGCAUUUCGUGUACUGUUUGUGUUGUAAUAUAAUAAUUGUUCCGAUAAAGUAAAAAAAAUCAAACGGCGGACAGAAAAUACUACAGUUCUGAACAAAUACAUCCACAUGCAGCAUCUAACACUUAAGCUAGAAGGGGUAAAUGUAUACAUAUUAACUAAAUAAAACCGGAAACUGAUUAGAUUUUUAGCUAUCCUUA